CAGCCUUGUGUCCGUAGCGACAGCUAAUGUGUUUACAGAAAACAUUUAUGAGUAUGUGCUGGCCUCCGGUAUGGACGUAAAUGUGAUUGAAGAGAAGGUGAAAGUUUUGCAGGCUCAUGUCCGUGGUUACUUGGUAAGAAAGCACUUUCAAAGUUUAACUGAAGAAUAUGCAGGUGUCGUAACGGACAUUGAAGGAAAUUGUGACAGUCUGUGCUGGAGAGGAGCCUUCAUCCCUAUACCUUCAUUCUAUAAGACUAAGGAAACCAAAAGAAAAGUCAUUAACGAUACAAAGAAGGUUAUAGAGGGUCUCAGGCAUGAAGAAGUGCCAGUAGAGGAACACAUACCUUUUAAUAAGAAAGCUGAAAAAAACGUGCAAGCUGAUGCAAAGGUCAAACCUUUGGAUAAUGCAUCUGAGCUGCAGGCUGCAGUACCUGAACCAAGCGACAGAGGUGAAGCGGCAGCUGAGCCCUACAAGUUAUCACUUCCCGAAAAAGAUGGGACUGUGGAAUCUUCCAGCAGGAGCUUUCCUGGGUCUGAAAGCUCCUUCAGAGAGGAAAGGGACAUUGCAAACAGCAGCAGUGUUACUUCUGUGUGGAAUAGUACUGUGAUGGACAGCACCCAAAGUCUGAUCCCAAAAGGACUUGCAGGACAUGAGCUACCUGAGACUCUUGAAGGGUUGCGUCAGCACAGAAGUGACCUUGCCAUGGAACUCCUUUGGCUGCAGCAGGCUAUCACCAGCCGUAAAAACUAUUUGACUCUGAAGCAGAACCUGGGGACAUAACAAAAGCAGUACCACAUCUCGAAAGAAGAAGAUGCAUUUUGAUUGACUAGCCUGACAUUUAGUCUAGGCUGAAGUCAAUAAUGACUGUUCUUUGACAAUUUUGUUAACAGGAUCAGUGCCUUCUAGACAGACUGAAGGAGUUUGUAGACAGAAACACUGAGCUUUAGUUGUAAUCCAUAUGGAGCAAAACUGAGAGAAGCAACAGUGAAACACAGUCCAUUUGCAGAGUCGCUAUAUGCAAACAGAUUUAAUCAAUGCAAGUGUCCAGCUGUCCAGCAAUUUCUGAAUACUUUUUUAAAGCAUAUGUUGUUAUAGUGGAGCUCAGACUGUAAACAUCUGUGAUAUAUUGUUAAUGCAGUGAUAAUCUCUUAAAUUACACACGUUUUACUUUCCUAGAAGUGUGAAACAGGUGCCUUUACAAAUGAGCUUUAUGAAAUGCUGUGUUAACUACUAAUCACCCACACACAGUUGAGCAUCAGAUAGGAGUUAAACUCCACCCACAGAUAGUGGAGCAAAACCUAGGAGUUUUAAUUUCACCCCCACACAGUCAUGUAUCACACAGGAAUUUAAUUCCACCCACAUGUGAUCAUACAUCAACUAGGAGUUAAAAUAACCUUAAGAGUUAUGUUAUUUCUAAGAGCUGCAUGAUGAAAUCUAAUGUGUGCCCCCUGAGAUAUAUAUUGCCUCUUUUUCAUUUAUGAUGAUUUUUUUUUAUUUUCCAUAUUUACUGUACUUUUUAUACUUAACUUAUUUUGUACAAAUGUGGUGUGUUGCAUUCUAAGUGCCUGUCAUGAACUACUGUGUGGGUAACAUCUACAAGACUGAAAGAACUUCCUGAUUUAGUUGUGUUUUGGGAGUAUUUUCAGUUAUGCCAGAUAAUCUGUGCUAUUACCAGUUUUAUUUAGUAUCUUUUUUCCAUGCUUCUAGUUUGCAUUUAGAAAUAUUCUAUUAACUUACUUCUUAUCAGGAAUAAUUCUGAUGCUUCACCUAAUGUUUUAUUUUUUUUUU
This is a messenger RNA of Protopterus annectens (West African lungfish), 1789 nucleotides long. It is a transcript of the gene IQCC, whose product is annotated as IQ motif containing C. Gene Ontology annotation, molecular function: protein binding. The coding region runs from base 71 to 781 and encodes 236 amino acids. The transcript has 5 exons. NCBI's taxonomy places the organism in Eukaryota, Metazoa, Chordata, Ceratodontiformes, Protopteridae. The record is from RefSeq and is a predicted model, not a curated record.